AUGAAGACCAGAAAGAACAAGCGUUUGGUCACAGAAUGUGGCGAGGUCAAAGAUCUUCUUGCGGAGCACUACCACAACGUAUUUCAAGAGCUGGUAAUCUCAACCAAUCUCUCCAACUUGCACGCCACCCUUUGCAACUACCAGGGCUUUGAGUAUCGCGUGCACGGCUUUCCAAAGCUGUUCAAAUCUAGUCUGGUCAAUGAGAUGGUUCCACUUGAUAAAGGACCAAUCAACGUUGGCCUUCAAGAAUUUACCUCCAUUUGCAUGGAGCACUGUGGCGAAUCGCUGCGAUCGUGCUACAAAAAGCUAACCAUAAAGCAGAUCAUCAGUGUGGUGUACCAGGUUCUGCUAAGUCUGGCCGCCGCCGAGGCCACCUUCGAGUACGAGCACCGUGAUCUACACCUGGGCAACAUUAUGGUGCGCAGCACAAAGAACCCCACCGUGCACUUUGUGGUCGCCUCGAGGGAGUACAAAGUGGACACCGAGGGGAAGCGUGCCUUCAUCAUCGACAACACCUUUGCUCGGAUGCGCAUCGGCUCCCACCACUACUACACCAAUCUCACCGACCGACUGGCCACCCUGGCGCGAGACGCCAAGAACCCGAAUAAGGUGCAGAGUGACCAGGACAAAAUCUACGUGGGCAUGUACUACAGUGCCUGCGGCAACUGGGCCAAGUGGAUGCCGCGCACCAACCUGGAGUGGAUGAGCUUCAUCAUCCACCGAUUCCUCAAGAACGUUCAGCUGAACAAGGACGGCGAUGACCGCUUCGCUGCUGAGCUGGAGGCACUGCACCAUCAGAUUAAAAGCUGCAAAACGCUGAAGAGUGUCCUAAACAGCAUUGACAAAAAGUAA
Molecule: messenger RNA, 852 nt
Organism: Rhagoletis zephyria (snowberry fruit fly)
Lineage: Eukaryota; Metazoa; Arthropoda; Insecta; Diptera; Tephritidae
Source: RefSeq, a predicted model, not a curated record